AUGUUAAACAACAAUGGUUUUAACGGAGGGGUGAAUCAGAUGAAUGAAUACCAAGGCGGCAUGAAUUUCCAGGGAAAUGGCCCUUUUCCUGGAGGCGGUCAAUUUCAAGCCAACAACAACAGUGAACAGCGACAACAACAUUAUGGGGAGCUCCAAAACUGUAACAACGAUUUUUAUGCCGUGCAAAAAAUAAAUGGGCUUAGCAACCACCAAGGCUUUGUCGACAGAAACGUGAUGUAUGGAAAUAAUUCGUUCGGAAGGCCCCCCCCUCCCCCGAUGGAAGAGAUACCCAAUUAUUACCAGGCUAAAGCUGCAAUGAGUGCAAAUCCUAUGGGUGGCAUCUCAAUGUCUCCAACCGACAAUGGAUUCCCCAUGUACCAGAACAAAAACAGCAACCAACCCUUUUUUGCAAAGGAGCAAAGUCCACCCAACUAUAACGACCAGGCAUUAUUCUCACAAGUUAAGCAGAACGUAUCUAUAUUCGGAAAUAAAGCAAAAAAUAAUGCCCCCCUUUUUGCCAAUAAUGUGAAAAGCCAAAUGAAGGUUGAUGUCCCCAGUGUUAGUCUAUAUGACUUUGUGAGUCACGACAAAUCAAUUUUUGGAAAUAGGUUAAAGGAAGGAAAACCCCUCUUUGCAAAUACGAGCAAUAUGAACCAAACGAUGGAAAAUCCCCAAAGUGUGCAGCAAAGUAAUAACUACUUACAGAAUAACAACCAUGUACAUAGUAUGCCUGGGCAUGGGGGGGAUAAGAACUACAUGAACUAUAAUUACGAUGCCAAGGGACAGACUACCUUUGGUAUGAACCCUUCGAAUUAUAUGAUGCCCCCUAGUAUGGGCGGGAUGAACAACGUCAACGAGAUGGGCCACCACGGGAAUCAGCUCAUGGGGAAUACAUACAACCAAAACAACCUGGGUGCAAACAUGGGGUCAGUGCCAUCCGCGCAGAAUGCCUAUGGGAUCGCAGGGUCCAAUGCGUUCGGUGCAAGCAAUUUUAGUUACCCCCAAAGUUGUAACGCUCUGCAACCAAAUAUGCAGAAUGAACAAUACCCCCCCAUGUUCGGUAACGGAGGAGCAGGCGGUAUUAACACAUUUUCUAACUCGGCCUACGGGAACCAAAUAGUUGGCGCCAACAACAUGUCGUCUUAUCCAAAUCUCUUAUCGAGCGGUGGAUUCCACCCCUCCGUUGGGAACAGCAAUGUGUGUGGCGGUCCUACGGCGGCAACGACACAAAUGGAAAUGCAAAACGUAAAUUUUUCAAAUAAUGAUCCCAACUAUAACGCCAACUCGAGUGUAUCAAUGCAAAAUAAUUCGACACAAAAUGCUGGAAAAGAACAAAACUGCCAAAAUGAACUCCAAGGAGAGGAAGUUUUGUUUACAAACGAAAAUGAAAUUCUGUUUGAAAAAAAUUACAUAAAGAAAUACGGUAUGGAGGGAGAUAGCCAAAUGGACAAAAUAAAAAAAAUUCUUUUUUUUAAUAAAAAUUUUGUAAAGUCCUUGGAACAAAUAGCUAGCCAUAAUUUAAACAGUUACAACGAGAAUAGAUCCACCAUUUAUACCUUCCCUUGUUCUAUGGCAUCGAAUAAUAUCAAUUUCUACAUGCAAGCUGUUGAAGACUGCAAGAAGGAAAGCCGCUUUGACGUAGACGCAGAUUUGUACAAUAAAAUAUUCACCAAGCAAAAUAUGCAGCAGGCCUUCUCCGUUUUGAAAAAUAUAAAUAUGAACAAAAAAAUGGACCAACAGGAUAUUGACUUGGAUAUCUACUACCCCCUUCUUCAUGUGGAGAAGAUAAAAUUUAGACAGCCCGUCACCCCAGAGCAUUCUCGCACAAUUCCAGGUGCUCCCUUCCAGUUGGGUCAAAUUCCAACCGUCAUUUGA
This is a messenger RNA of Plasmodium knowlesi strain H, 1875 nucleotides long. RefSeq names its product conserved Plasmodium protein, unknown function. The transcript has a single exon. The record is from RefSeq and is a predicted model, not a curated record. Lineage: Eukaryota; Apicomplexa; Aconoidasida; Haemosporida; Plasmodiidae. The coding region runs from base 1 to 1875 and encodes 624 amino acids.